AUCGACAACCGUCUGACUCCUUCACUUCGCAUCGCCAGUUUUCGAACACCUACUGUGCGCGUCGCGUACAACUAACCAGACUACUCGCGGGUCGAGCGCGCUGAAAAUGGCCGCUUUGGCGCAGCCGGAAGACGCCGCCUCGGUGCUCGAGCAGUUCACGCACGAUAUUGCCAACAUUCCCGCCGAAAUCUGCCACUUGCUCGAAGAAGUCCAGGCCAAGGAUCUGCAGAUUGCCGCGUUCAAGGACGAAAUCAUCAAGCGCGAUGCUCAACUGCAGAAAUGGGUACGGGUCAACGGCGGCCAUGUGCUGAAUCCAAAGGAAGAGGCAUUCUCCAAGACCAUCAACGACUGCUACGACAAGUGCGAGAUUCUGCAGGCCGAGAAGCUGGGGCUGUCCGAGAAGGCACAGGUUGUCCUGGACCGGCAGAUCAGGCGGCUUGACCUGGGUUUGAAAGGUCUGGCGCAGACUGAACAAUUCCCCGAGGGAUGGGGAGGACCGAGUUUGCUCACUGGGAGCGGUGCCACGACUGCUGUUGGAACACCUGCUGCCGCCCCUGCUUCUAGCUCUGGACCUCUUCAGGCCGUGUCUGGUAACAUCGGAUCCGUCGGCGGAGCUCCCAAUUUUGCCAAUGCUGCUCAGCUUCGCAUGGCGCAAAAUGCUGCUGGUGGCGCGCGAAGUGCUUCUGCCUCUGGCGCCGUCACACCUGUAACUGCUUCGCGAUCCCAACGUGAAGGCAGUCACGACGGAACCAAGCGCCGCCGCCUCAAUGCUUCGCUUGGAACUCUUCCAGUCGCUAGCUCAGGGCUUCGGCAGGGGUCUCUUGGUCCUGGCACGCCCAAAGCCGGCACGCCCAAAGCCGGCACGCCUGUCCCCGCCGGCGCGGCCAACUCUUCUCGUGCAGGCUCCGUCCAGCCAACUCGGCCCUCUGCCAAUAAAAAAGGCACACAACCAGUCGCUGUGCCGGGCAACCGGAAAGCCCCUCCUCCACACAACAAGAAAUCUUCCGGCGGCCGCUCUCGUCCCAGCCAUAACAAAAAGAGCAGUCGCCAUCGCCAACUCGCCCGCGAUCGCGCCACACCUUCCAGUCACGCCUCCAUCGACUCCGACGCUGAAUCAGAGGUCUCCUACGCCUCCAAUGCCGCGUCCAAUGCUCCUACUGGGCUUGACGGCACCGGAGAGGCCGAGGAGGAUGACGGCGACGAUACCAUCUAUUGCAUAUGUCAGAAAGUGUCAUUUGGAGAUAUGGUGGGAUGUGACAACGAUAAUUGCCCAUAUCAGUGGUUUCAUUACAAGUGUGUCGGAGUCACGGAGGAACCAAGUGGGGAGUGGUUAUGCCCUGAGUGUCGAGCUUUGCCAAAGAACAAGGUGAAGAUUGCGAAGGGAUGAGGGAAGGUGAUGAGAAAUGUCUUUGAUUUUGAGCUUCUAUUUGUCAAUGGUGCGUGUGGUAGAACAGCACACACGGUAUGCAAUGCCCAUCUCUUGUAGUCUGCUGCAGCACUUCUUUUUCGGCUAGUGCUGUCCUGAUGCUCACAUGAAGAUGGCUGCUGACGACACAAAGGUGAUGAGAAUGGGAAAGAGAAGGUGUCGCGUUUAUCGUGAUGGAACAAGACAUUAUUGCCUAACCUUCUCUUCUCCGCUCAUGGCAGCGACUGCUAUGGCGGCGCUGUUGGUCAUGUGCUGGACGUGGUUGCUGCGCUCUUAUGGACGCGGCCAUCGUGAGUAGAAACGGGCGCCGCAGGGCAAAUUGGAGGCCGCUUCGAACGGAGAUUGAGCUGGGCUCAUAAGCAGCGAUGGCGGUGCGCGACGACAAAGAUCGUUGAGCUAUCGAAUUUGGUGCAAAUUCGGGUCUCGUAGGGCCCCUCGAUAUGGGAUUGUGUUGGUGCGUGGUACUGCUGGUAGAUUGUCGAGUGGAGAUUAUAGCUCUUUGACAUGAUCAGCAUGGAAAGCAAUUGUCCGUGCAAUUGAGAGAUAGGGCGAACGUCAGCCAAAGCCGUUGUUCUUGUGAGUAGGUGGGCCAUUCGGCAAUCUGUAAAGAUGGCAUAGAACGUGCUGGUCAAUUCUAGAUUCAUUCGGAGAGC
This is a messenger RNA of Cercospora beticola, 2079 nucleotides long. The record is from RefSeq and is a predicted model, not a curated record. Lineage: Eukaryota; Fungi; Ascomycota; Dothideomycetes; Mycosphaerellales; Mycosphaerellaceae.